AUGCUGUACCUCAAUGAAGGCCACAAUUGUACUCCGCCACCUCCUCCAAUCAUGACUGCCUCGGAACCAAUGAAGAUGCAGAUCAAUCGCAUAAGCAGAAUGGAACGGAAGACGGGAUCCUGUAAAUGGUUCAAUGUCCUCAAAGGUUUUGGGUUCAUUGUUUUGGAUGACACUAAAGAAGAUGUAUUCGUGCAUCAAGUUGGACCGGAAGACGAAAACAAAACUUUAAUUGGAAGCAGUAUUCGUCCGUUGGGUGCGAAAAAAGAUCGUUUGAUAAGAUGCUAUAAGUGCGGAAGAUUUGGAAACCAUAUGGCCCAACGAUGCAGAAAGGUGGAGGCCGAUGAAAAGGUAUGUUAUGGUUGUGGAGCAGCAGACCAUCUGUUCACUGCUUGUCCUAAAGUGACUCACCGUGCCAACCACAAUUGUACUCCGCCACCUCCUCCAAUCAUGACUGCCUCGGAAACCAAUGAAGAUGCAGAUCAAUCGCAUAAGCAGAAUGGUAAACCAAAAACACAUGAAGAUUCUGAUAACAAAGUAGAUGAGUCUCAUGACAAGAAUGAUGAUGGAAAACCAGAACGGAAGACGGGAUCCUGUAAAUGGUUCAAUGUCCUCAAAGGUUUUGGGUUCAUUGUUUUGGAUGACACUAAAGAAGAUGUAUUCGUGCAUCAAUCAGAGUUGAAGAUGGAGGGCUUCAGAAGUUUGGAGGAGGGAGAGCGUGUUGGUUUCUAUGUGCGUACCCGGAAUAGUGGACAACGUGCAGGUGCACUCGAAGCUUGGGAGGUUGGACCGGAAGACGAAAACAAAACUUUAAUUGGAAGCAGUAUUCGUCCGUUGGGUGCGAAAAAAGAUCAUGCUAUAAGUGCGGAAGAUUUGGAAAACCAUAUGGCCCAACGAUGCAGAAAGGUGGAGGCCGAUGAAAAGGUAUGUUAUGGUUGUGGAGCAGCAGACCAUCUGUUCACUGCUUGUCCUAAAGUGACUCACCGUGCCAAGUCAGGUGGUGGACAUGAAGGAGAAGAACUCAAACAAGAGCAAGAAGCUCAAUUAAUUGCAACUAAAUCAACUGCAUCCACCUGA
This is a messenger RNA of Ostertagia ostertagi, 1074 nucleotides long. The record is from the annotation of a GenBank genome assembly. Lineage: Eukaryota; Metazoa; Nematoda; Chromadorea; Rhabditida; Trichostrongylidae.